This is a messenger RNA of Sphaeramia orbicularis (orbiculate cardinalfish), 581 nucleotides long. Its product is annotated as programmed cell death protein 10-like. Gene Ontology annotation, cellular component: FAR/SIP/STRIPAK complex. The record is from RefSeq and is a predicted model, not a curated record. Gene Ontology annotation, molecular function: protein kinase binding. Lineage: Eukaryota; Metazoa; Chordata; Actinopteri; Kurtiformes; Apogonidae. Gene Ontology annotation, biological process: positive regulation of MAP kinase activity; regulation of Golgi organization.
AUGACAAUGGAGGAGAUGAAGAAUGAAGCGGAGACAAACUCCAUGGUAUCCAUGACGCUGUACGCUGUGAUGUAUCCAGUUUUCAAUGAGCUGGAGAGGAUCAACCUAUCAGCAGCUCAGACGCUCAGAGCAGCCUUCAUAAAGGCUGAGAGAGAGAACCCUGGUCUGACUCAGGACAUUAUCAUGAAGAUCUUGGAGAAAAAGAACGUCCAAAUCAACUUCACCGAAUCCCUACUGCGCAUGGCAGCCGAUGACGUGGAAGAGUUCAUGAUUGACCGGCCUGAGCAGGAAUUCCAGGACCUAAAUGAGAAGGCCAGAGCUCUGAAACACAUCCUCAGCAAAAUCCCAGAUGAGAUCAAUGACAGAGUACGCUUCCUACAGACUAUCAAAGACAUAGCCAGUGCCAUAAAGAGUACUGACACAGUCAACAACGUCAUUAAAAAAUAUCAGUACCAGAAUCGCAGAGCUCUGGAGCACCAGAAAAAGGAGUUCGUGAAAUACUCCAAAAGUUUCAGCGACACCCUCAAAACAUACUUCAAAGAUGGAAAGUAAGUAUCAACUUGACACUAAAAGUGUUGAAU